Molecule: messenger RNA, 2157 nt
Organism: Chrysochloris asiatica (Cape golden mole)
Lineage: Eukaryota; Metazoa; Chordata; Mammalia; Afrosoricida; Chrysochloridae
Gene: NOL11
Product: nucleolar protein 11
Exons: 18
Coding region: 1-2157 (718 amino acids)
Biological process (GO): maturation of SSU-rRNA
Cellular component (GO): nucleus; nucleolus
Molecular function (GO): RNA binding; protein binding
Source: RefSeq, a predicted model, not a curated record
AUGGCAGCCCUGGAGGAAGAAUUCACGUUGUCUGGGGUACCCUUGGGAUCUGGGCCUGACGGACUUCUAGGCGUGGAACAGAGCGACAAAACAGACCAGUUUCUGGUGACAGACAGUGGCAGGACUGUCAUCCUUUAUAAGGUUUCUGAUCAGAAACCCUUGGGGAGCUGGUCAGUGAAGCAAGGUCAAGUUAUAACAUGUCCAGCUGUGUGCAACUUUCAAACUGGAGAGUAUAUUGUUGUCCAUGAUAAUAAGGUUUUGAGAAUAUGGAAUAAUGAAGAUGUAAACUUGGAUAAAGUAUUUAAAGCUACACUGUCCGCUGAUGUAUACCGGAUCCACUCAGUACAAGGGUCAGAACCACUAGUGCUCUUCAGGAGUGGUGCAGUCCGGGGUUUGGAGGCUCUGCUUGCAGAGCCUCAGCAGAAAAUUGAAACUGUGAUCUCUAAUGAUGAAAUGAUUAAGUGGACGAAGGUUUUCAUGAUAGUUAAGCACCCUGUUUUAAUUUUUAUUACUGAAAAACAUGGAAAUUAUUUUGUUUAUGUACACAUGUUUCACUCACAUACCUUAAGCAAAUACACACUCUUACAUGGACAAGAAGAAAAAUCUGUCAUACAGAAUUUUACAGCAUCUGUGCAUCGGAAGUUCAUCUCUUUAGUAACAUUAACCUCUGGUAGACGUAUAUAUGAAACCCUGAUACCAACACAUCCAAAGGAUCCAGAAACAAGUCAGGUGCUGGUGAGGACCCUGUUACUCAAGGCAGCUGUGUCUGGUGAUGCUCGGAAUGGGGUUGCAGUCAGCAUCCUGGAUCACGAUCACAUAGCAGUCCUGGGAACUCUGCCGUCAACUACUAAGGAAUGCCUCUCAGUCUGGAACAUCAAAUUUCAAACACUGCAGGCUUCAAAAGAGUUACCACAAGGGACCAGCCAUCAACUCUGGUAUUAUGGAGAAAAUUUAUUUAUGCUACAUGGAAAAUUUCUAACUGUGAUUCCAUACAAGUGUGAAGUAUCAUCGUUAGCGGGGGCACUUGGAAAACUCAAGCAUAGUCAGGAUCCAGACACUCAUGCUGUACCCCAUUUUGUAAACUGGGAAACACCUCAGGAGUAUGAACUUGAAUCAUGGAACUCAGAGACGUCAAAGAGAAUUUUAAGGACAAGAAACAUUGAAAUGAAUUUACAGCCAGCAAUUUCAGCAUCCAAACAACUUUUAUUAGCCAUAAAGAAUGAUACCGAAAAACACAUUGAAGUAGAACUCCGUAAAUUUUUGGCUAUUAAACAGACACCUGACUUUCAUACUAUUAUUGGGGACAUUAUAACAGGACUUCUGGGAAGAUGUAAGGCUGAACCAUCAUUUUAUCCCCGGAAUUGUCUGAUGCAACUUAUCCAAACACACGUGCUUUCCUACAGCUUAUGUCCUGACUUAAUGGGAGUCGCCUUAGAAAAGACAGAUGUGCAGCUUCUACAACUCUGUCUCCAGCAGUUCCCUGAUAUUCCUGAAUCUAUCACCUGCACCUGCUUACAGCUUUUUUUAAGCAUUGAUGAUAACAGUCUUCAUGAAGCAGAUAUCAACACGGAAUCGGUUUUUGACUAUAGCAGUACUAUACAAGAUGAGAAAAUGGAAGAAGCAACUGAAAUUAUUGAAAAUGGCUUCAAGCCUGAAGAAGAUAACUACAGUAACUGUGGCAAAGAGUUAAAAGAAAAGCCUCUAAAAACAACUGAGGAGACCACCUCGAGCCCUGUCACGCCAAAAAGGGCAGCUCUGCUAAAUGCAGUUCUUCACUCGGCGUACAGUGAAGCCUUCCUUGUACCACACCUGAAGGACAUCCCAGCGCAACACACCACCCUGUUUCUCCGGUAUCUGCACUUCCUCUACCUGAAGUGUAGUGCGAAUGCACCAAUGACUCUUCCAGGAGUACAUCCUCCAACCCUGAACCAGAUUAUGGAUUGGAUAUGCCUACUUCUGGAUGCGAAUUUCACUGUUGUGGUAAUGAUACCAGAAGCAAAGCGACUACUGAUAAGUCUUUACAAGUUUGUGAAAGCCCAGAUAAGCGUUUAUUCUGAGCUUAACAAGAUCGAAGUAAGUUUUCGGGAGCUACAGAAAUUAAACCAAGAGAAGAAUAACACAGAAUUAUACUCAAUUGAAGUGCUGGAACUCAUCUGA